Ilex paraguariensis (yerba mate) is the source of this 745-nucleotide messenger RNA. The record is from the annotation of a GenBank genome assembly. NCBI's taxonomy places the organism in Eukaryota, Viridiplantae, Streptophyta, Magnoliopsida, Aquifoliales, Aquifoliaceae.
AUUGCAAGAGUUGUACACCAAAAAUAUCACACAAUGGCAACAAUAGCUGGUGUGAGCCUUUCAACUCCUAGACUCUUGGCCAAGGCAUCAGACUCCCCAAAAGCCCACACCCUUAAGUCCCCAUGGCUGAACCACCCGUGGAAGCGGUCCGACCAACUGGGGGUGGUGGGCCGCAUGUACGUCCGACCCGUGGCUGCAGCACCGGAGGGCCUGUCAGAGAAGGUGGCUGAGAGCAUUAAGGCUGCAGAAGAAGCUUGUUCUGGCGACCCGGUUAGCGGAGAGUGCGUUGCGGCAUGGGAUGAGGUGGAAGAGCUGAGUGCAGCGCGUAGCCAUGCUAAGAACAAGCAGAAGGACUCGGACGCGUUGGAGGAUUACUGCAAAGAUAACCCAGAGGCUGAUGAGUGUCGCACUUAUGAUAAUUGAACGUGGUCACGCUGUAACACAUAAAAACUUGCUAAACCGUUGGUUAUAAUGAAUUAAGUUGGACAUGUCCAUUUCAGCAUAUACCAUACUCUACUUAAAUUAGUGAUUUAUAUUGUCAAUUUAGGCUUGUUACCCGAUGACACUCCUAUACUUUCAUGUUCUGUUUGAUUAUUUAUCAUAUCUCAUGAUUUCUUCAUUUCUUGUUUGAAUGAUGAAUUUUGGGAUUAUUGUGUUUUGAAUUUGAUAACAAUCUCCUUAUUACAUCACCAUAGGGAGGAAAGGAGACUCCAAAUUGUUAAAAACUUUUCAUUUUUUUUAUAAC